Molecule: messenger RNA, 555 nt
Organism: Rotaria socialis
Lineage: Eukaryota; Metazoa; Rotifera; Eurotatoria; Philodinida; Philodinidae
Source: the annotation of a GenBank genome assembly
AUGUUACUCUAUAACGGAUACCCAUCGACAUUUAUUGAAAAUGAAUUCAAGAAAUAUUUUUCUGAAUACAUAUCAAAUUCACCAUUUUUAAAUUUCAUUGAUAACGAAAACAAAUACAACCAUACGAGACAAAAACUAUUAGGUCUACCAACACUUCGCCAAUCACAAGUAGCAAUGAGUGCGGCCCAAGCAAACAUUGAUAAUGACGAAGCAGAUGAUCGAUUAAAUCAACCCGAUGAAUCUACGAAACAACCAGAGAAGAAAACUUUCAAUUUUGACGAAAAAUUAUUCAUACAUUUUACACAUGAAAACCGUUUCCAUACAUAUAGGAAAGAUUUGCACCAAAUAUACAACGACGUCUUUCAACAAACACCGGCCAUGGAUACACGAUUGAUCGUUCGUAACCGGAAUCGUCGCGAAACUCAAAACGAACUGAUACGGAAGCGUCCAACAAAAGCAAUAUUACAAAAUAAACAACCGAGAAUAAGUUUCCAACAAACAUCGACAAAACUUUUCAUGAAAACAUUAAUCAUUCGACCUUUUUUCUCUACUUAA